Uranotaenia lowii is the source of this 312-nucleotide messenger RNA. RefSeq lists its product as uncharacterized. The transcript is spliced from 2 exons. Lineage: Eukaryota; Metazoa; Arthropoda; Insecta; Diptera; Culicidae. The record is from RefSeq and is a predicted model, not a curated record. Bases 1 to 312 code for a protein of 103 amino acids.
AUGAACGACAACCGGCUGAGUUUUACGACCCACGUUGACUACGCCUGCAAAAGAGCGGCAAUUGUGACAGCAGCCCUCUCGCGGGCCAUGUCGAACAAUUCGGCGAUCCUCUGCAGCGUGACCUCAUCCAUUCUGUGGUACGGAGCGGCAGCUUUGAGCAGGCGGUGUUAUCUGCUGAAACUCUGCAGCAUAUCUUCUGCUACGAGUACAGGCAUAUGCUCGAUGUGUGGAAACAUGCCAGAGAAACCUCGAUGUCCAGCUAGCAGCACCAGUGGGAAAGCUCGGAACGCGGCCGGUGGACCCAUUGCUUGA